AUGUCAGAGUUCGACGAGCUCUCGGAAAUAAACGGCGUAAAACCCCUCCUUCACCUCACCGAUGGUGAAACUCACACCGUCGACUCUCAAACUUCUUCCUCGAAUUACACCAUAAAACGCACAUAUGACCACUUCUACUGCACCUGUCCCGGGUGGCGUAUCAAUGGUGGCCCUGUCAAUGCGCGGACGUGUAAACAUCUGAAGGCAGCUUUGGGGGAGAAGUUUGAGUGGGAAAGGGUUGAGGCUAAGAAUCCCGGGGUGCAAAAGCCCUUGGUUGCUAAAGGCGGGGAUAAGAAGAGUAAAACGAAGGAGGUGAAGAAAGCGGAGAAGGGGAAAGGAAAGGUUAAGAAGGAAGAAAAAGACGACGAAGAGACUGCGUCUUCAUCUUCGUCUUCGUCGUCUUCUUCUUCAUCGUCAUCCGGUAGUGAUGAUGGCGAAGAGGAAGACAUUGAAAUGACGUUCUCAGAUCUGGACGAAAUGGGCACUGAACAAUUGGCAAUCGAAAAGGAUAUGAUGGAACGAAGAAUGGAAAGAAUAAAUGCCUUAUUGAGGGCCGCAAAGGCAAAGGGCAAAAAAAGAGCAAGCAGAAAAGAAGUCCGCACCGCAAGAGCCCUACAAGUAGCAAAAGAUGCAAAAGUCGCAAAGAUUAAAGCAAAGAUUAAGGCAAAAAGGACAAUAACUGGGCAGGUACCGAGAAAUAAACCCUGGGAUGACGAAGAAGAAGAGGAGGAACCAGAAGCGGAAGAAGACGAAGACGAAGACGAUAACGGCGCCGAACCCCCACAGCCUCCAAACUCUAAAAUACGACCUCAACUCCUCCUCGCCGAGAAAUGGGACCUAGAAAAAGGAAUUGACCCAACAGGUUGGUGGAUGUCCGAAAAGCUCGACGGCGUGCGUGCAUACUGGAACGGGACAACCUUCCUAUCCCGUGAAGGUAACAAAUUCUACGCGCCGGACUGGUUCAUCAAGAAAUUCCCGAAGGAUAUAACCCUCGAUGGAGAACUCACCUGCGGGCGUGGGAAAUUUAUCGAUACCGUUAGUAUCGUAAAAACCAUUAACGCAGGCGACAGAUGGAAGUUUAGCGUUGAGUAUCAUGUUUUUGAUAUUCCUAGUAUGGGGAAUAAGAAGUUUGAACAAAGACAAGAGCAUUUGAAGAAAUUAUUGGCCGAGAGGAGGAUAAAAUGGGUGAAAUAUGUGGAACAGACGGAAGUGGAGGAUAAAGAACAUGUUCUGGAGGAACUUGAGAAGGUUACAGAGCAAGGAGGGGAGGGGCUGAUGCUAAGAGAGCCAGAAAGCGUAUACGUCCAGAAACGGUCGAAGACUUGUUUGAAGGUUAAGACGUUCCACGAUGCAGAGGCAAAGGUUAUUGGACAUGAAGAAGGGAAGGGAAGAAAUGAAGGACGUUGCGGAGCAUUGAAAUGCGAAAUGAUGGAUGGUACCGGCAAGAAGUUUAAAGUUGGCACCGGGUUGGACGAUAACAUGAGGAAGAACCCGCCAAAGAUUGGAUCAGUUAUUACUUAUCGUUAUUUCGAAUUGACGAAGGAUGGGGUUCCGAGAUUUCCUAGCUUUUUAAGGGUCUUUAAAGGACAUUGA
Messenger RNA from Orbilia oligospora ATCC 24927, 1593 nucleotides. RefSeq lists its product as uncharacterized. Gene Ontology annotation, biological process: DNA recombination; DNA repair. Lineage: Eukaryota; Fungi; Ascomycota; Orbiliomycetes; Orbiliales; Orbiliaceae. Gene Ontology annotation, molecular function: ATP binding; zinc ion binding; DNA ligase (ATP) activity. The record is from RefSeq and is a predicted model, not a curated record. Bases 1 to 1593 code for a protein of 530 amino acids. The transcript has 2 exons.